This is a messenger RNA of Penicillium griseofulvum, 2067 nucleotides long. RefSeq lists its product as uncharacterized. Lineage: Eukaryota; Fungi; Ascomycota; Eurotiomycetes; Eurotiales; Aspergillaceae. The record is from RefSeq and is a predicted model, not a curated record. The transcript has a single exon. The coding region runs from base 1 to 2067 and encodes 688 amino acids.
AUGCCUUACAUUACACGAACAGAUGGCCUCCCCGAAGCAGCUCUGAGGGGUGGUCUCGUUGAUCCCCGAGCUAACCAACAGCCGUCUUUCGGCAAACGUAUGAUCUGCCGGGACCUCAGCGACUUCCUUUCCAGCGUAACCGAGCUCUCAUCUCCAGGUUCGAUCCACCAGAUGGCUACCUCUUGGUCCACUACUCGGGAUAUGCAUGCCAUCAACCCAGACCGCGAGUAUCAGGAUAGGCUCAAGAAAAUCCUUGCGCGCUGUCCAGAAAUUGAGCCACCUUUAGGAGAAAAGAUCUCCAGCCAUCCAUUAUCCGACCUUGUUCCAGGGCUUACCAUCAGUGGUGGUCUCAGCCGCUCCCCUGCCUUCGACUGCUUGCCUGUCGUCUCCCAUUGGACUGACCGUACAGAUGAGCCUUCAAGAAACGACCCUGCGGCUACUAUCCGUCUUUCUUCGACGUGGAAUACCGCUUAUGUCAUUGGAGAGGGAACUACCAAGGCCUAUCCUCUUGGAGCCCCGUGCUGGUCGCUCAAAACUCACGGAGUCGGCCCAGUCGAAGCCGGUUCGAGUAAAUUCUAUCAGGAAUACCACGCUGGUACCGGCACACUAACAACAACGGUCAAUUUGGCACGCCGUUUUGACAGCCCUCGGACGGGAGGGGUGAUAGCCGCUGCGGCAGAUAUCGCUUAUAUACGUAACGCCCGUGUCGCAGACGCCGUGGAUUGCGCUGUUGGCCUACUUACCGAUGCUGCAGCUCUGUUGGCGGCUCGUGAUAAGGUAAUCACGACUGGGGUGACCGAGCAUCUAGGGUUUGCAGAGGUAAGAGCGGCCGAUAUGCCCUUGUGGUGCACCGCCCGCAAGCCGCUCCCACCAAAAUUGAGCGGCGUUGCGCUCUCUCCUGACCCCGCCACUGUGAAGGUCCUGGCGGAAGAAGGUUGUGAUGGGCCUCUGCUUAAUACCAGCAUCUUUUCAAUGGCGGUAGGCUAUAACCGGGGCGUCUAUGGUGGUUCGAUAUCUGGUCUAUGGGCCGUCAUGGACUCGAGCUUUGUGCUUGAAAACUCCAUUGGAGUGGCAAACAAUGACAUGGCAGACAGUCUGUCUUCUGCAUUCGCGGAUGUGGCUGCCAUAGCUGAAGCCUCUUCCUCCGCUGGUCCGCACAUCACCGACAUCCGGAUCAUCAAGGGCUGUAAUUAUGGAUGUUUACGCCAGAAGACCGUCAUUGAAGAUACCCACCCUGUUACAUCCCACCCAUGUGUAGUCAUAUGGAAUGAUGUUGCCCGGCUCGCUCGUUACAAACUCGCUGACGCUGUCUUCUGCCACGUGUACUACGACUCGGGUGGUGGUGAGCAGAUGGCUGCCAUUGCAGGCCUCGGAUGUGUUGUACAUGACUGGAUUGAUCUUGGAGCUGAUUUAGCGUGCGGAGAGGUGAGCAACAUUAUUCCCUCCCUGACGCGGGGAUCUUUGGACGAGGAACCACUGGCCGAAGUCUACUCCCGAUUGACCGGUGCGAUGAUUUGGUAUCGAAACAAUGAUCCCUUUAACCCAGCAGCACUAUGCCUUCUCUUCACGCACUGGUGGCAGCUCGCCAACUGUCGACAUAGACCGAUUACUCUUCUCGGCAGGACAGACCUCAGGGUCGAGAUGGCCAUUGCUGCCAUAAUCCCAGAAGAGAGACCCUCUCUGGACCAUUUCAGCGCAUGUGGCACUCAGGUCGUCCGUGGAGAUCGCCCUCUCGCCAACUCAGAGGCUCGUCUUCAAUCGGUCCUUUCCUCGAACCCUUUGCCGGAGAUUCGUGCGGUUAUUGACGUCUUGAUUAGCCCCGUCCUCGCGUACGUGAAAGGGGGUGACAGCCUACCUUCCGAAUGUGAAUAUGUGGGUGCCGUUCUUGCUGCUGAGGUGGCUUAUCCUCAGGAUGAGAAGAUAGUGCAGCUGUGGGACCUUGCUAUUGUAAUGUGGGAGUGCGGUGCAUUUUGGGCGGCUGGAGUGGCAGGUCUUUGCUAUACUCAUACUGGCAACGCUAACUGUGACCGGGCUCGGGAUGACUUGACUGAUGAUGCCUGGGCUUAA